Peromyscus californicus insignis is the source of this 6352-nucleotide messenger RNA. RefSeq names its product vir like m6A methyltransferase associated (gene Virma). NCBI's taxonomy places the organism in Eukaryota, Metazoa, Chordata, Mammalia, Rodentia, Cricetidae. Gene Ontology annotation, cellular component: RNA N6-methyladenosine methyltransferase complex. Gene Ontology annotation, molecular function: RNA binding. The transcript has 24 exons. The record is from RefSeq and is a predicted model, not a curated record. Bases 71 to 5506 code for a protein of 1811 amino acids.
CCGAGCCUCAGCCCGGGAGGUCGGAGAGCUGCCCCGGAAGUCAUCUCCCCGUCCCCCGCCCGCGGCAAACAUGGCGGUGGACUCGUCCAUGGAGCUGCUAUUUUUAGAUACUUUUAAACAUCCGAGCGCUGAGCAAAGUUCUCAUAUAGAUGUGGUUCGUUUUCCAUGUGUGGUUUAUAUCAAUGAAGUCCGAGUUAUACCGCCAGGCGUACGAGCCCACAGCGGCUUACCUGACAGCAGAGCAUAUGGGGAGACAUCUCCACACACAUUUCAACUAGACUUAUUCUUCAAUAAUGUAAGCAAACCAAGUGCUCCAGUUUUUGAUAGGUUGGGAAGCCUGGAAUAUGAUGAGAAUACUUCUAUCAUCUUUAGACCUAACUCAAAGGUAAAUACUGAUGGUCUGGUGCUAAGAGGCUGGUACAACUGUCUGACCCUGGCAAUCUAUGGAUCAGUAGAUAGAGUGAUAAGCCAUGACAGAGACUCUCCACCACCUCCUCCUCCACCUCCACCUCCUCCGCAGCCACAGUCGACUUUGAAAAGGAAUACAAAGCACGCUGAUGGAGAGAAAGAAGAUCAAUUUAAUGGAAGUCCUCCAAGACCCCAACCGCGCGGACCAAGAACUCCUCCAGGCCCUCCUCCACCUGAUGAUGAGGAGGAUGAUCCUAUGUCGUUGCCAGUGUCUGGUGACAAAGAAGAGGAUGUUCCCCAUAGAGAGGACUACUUUGAGCCCAUUUCUCCAGAUCGGAAUUCCGUCCCCCAGGAGGGUCAGUAUUCUGAUGAAGGGGAAGUAGAAGAGGAACAGCAAGAAGAAGGAGAGGAUGAUGAAGAUGAUGUGGAUGUAGAGGAAGAAGAGGAUGAAGAUGAGGAUGACUGCCAUACAGUAGACAGUAUCCCUGAUGAUGAGGAGGAAGAGGAAGAGGAAGAAGGUGAAGAGGAUGAAGAAGGUGAAGGGGAUGAUGGUUAUGAGCAGAUCUCGAGUGAUGAAGAUGGAAUUGCCGACUUGGAACGUGAAACUUUUAAGUAUCCAAACUUUGAUGUUGAGUACACUCCAGAAGACCUGGCGUCUGUUCCUCCCAUGACAUAUGACCCGUAUGACAGGGAACUAGUGCCACUCUUGUAUUUCAGCUGCCCAUAUAAGACUACUUUUGAAAUUGAAGUCAGCAGAAUGAAGGAUCAGGGUCCAGAUAAAGAAAAUUCAGGGGCAAUAGAAGCCUCAGUGAAGUUAACUGAACUGCUCGAUCUGUAUCGUGAAGACAGGGGCGCAAAAUGGGUGACGGCUCUAGAGGAAAUUCCAAGUUUGAUUAUAAAAGGAUUAAGCUAUUUGCAGUUGAAAAACAUAAAACAAGACUCUCUUGGUCAGUUGGUAGACUGGACAAUGCAAGCUUUAAAUUUACAAGUAGCCUUUCGCCAGCCCAUAGCCUUAAAUGUCCGACAGCUCAAAGCCGGGACCAAGCUGGUGUCUUCGUUAGCAGAGUGUGGGGCUCCGGGAGUCACAGAGUUGCUGCAGGCAGGAGUGAUCAGUGCACUGUUUGAUCUCCUGUUUGCUGACCAUGUCUCAUCUUCCCUUAAGUUAAAUGCUUUUAAAGCUUUGGACAGUGUCGUUAGCAUGACAGAGGGGAUGGAGGCCUUUUUAAGAGGCACCCAGAGUGAGAAAAGUGGCUAUCAAAAACUGCUGGAGCUCAUCCUCCUGGACCAGACUGUGAGGGUUGUCACCGCUGGCUCAGCUGUUCUUCAGAAAUGCCAUUUCUAUGAGAUCUUGUCAGAGAUCCGAAGACUCGGUGACCAUAUAGCAGAGAAGACUUCGCCUGUUCCCAACCACAGUGAACCUGAUCAUGACCCAGAUGCUGGACUCGAGCGAACACACCCAGAUUAUGAGAAUGAAGUGGAAGCCUCUGUGGACAUGGACCUUUUGGAAUCCUCAAAUAUAAGUGAAGGCGAAAUAGAAAAGCUUAUUAGUCUCUUAGAGGAGGUUUUUCAUUUAAUGGAAACUGCACCUCAUACAAUGAUCCAGCCGCCUGUUAAGUCUUUCCCAACAAUAGCACGAAUUACUGGACCUCCAGAGAGGGAUGACCCAUACCCUGUUCUCUUUAGGUACCUUCACAGCCACCACUUCUUGGAGUUGGUCACCUUGCUCCUGUCGAUUCCAAUAACAAGUGCCCACCCUGGUGUACUGCAAGCCACAAAGGAUGUUUUAAAGUUUCUUGCACAGUCACAAAAGGGCCUUCUCUUUUUUAUGUCAGAAUAUGAAGCAACAAACUUACUGAUCCGAGCUCUGUGCCACCUCUAUGAUCAAGAUGAAGAAGAAGGUCUUCAGUCUGAUGGAGCUGAUGAUGCAUUUGCCUUGUGGCUGCAGGACUCAACUCAGACUCUGCAGUGCAUUACAGAGCUGUUCAGCCAUUUCCAGCGUUGUACAGCCAGUGAAGAAACUGACCAUUCAGAUCUCCUAGGCACCCUCCACAAUCUUUAUCUGAUUACUUUUAAUCCUGUGGGAAGAUCAGCUGUGGGCCAUGUUUUCAGCCUUGACAAAAACCUUCAAAGUCUCAUUACUCUGAUGGAGUACUAUUCCAAAGAAGCCCUUGGUGAUUCCAAGUCUAAGAAGUCAGUAGCUUAUAACUAUGCAUGCAUACUUAUUUUGGUGGUGGUUCAGUCUUCCAGUGAUGUCCAGAUGCUAGAACAGCAUGCAGCAUCUCUCUUGAAGCUUUGUAAAGCAGAUGAAAAUAAUGCUAAGUUGCAAGAACUUGGCAAGUGGCUUGAACCUCUGAAAAACCUCAGAUUUGAAAUUAACUGCAUCCCAAAUCUAAUUGAAUAUGUUAAACAGAAUAUUGAUAACUUGAUGACUGCAGAAGGAGUUGGCCUUACCACUGCCUUACGUGUUCUCUGUAAUGUGGCAUGUCCGCCGCCUCCCAUUGAAGGUCAACAGAAGGACCUGAAAUGGAACCUUGCUGUUAUUCAGCUUUUUUCUGCUGAAGGAAUGGACACCUUUAUUCGGGUUCUGCAAAAAUUGAACACUAUUUUGACGCAGCCUUGGAGGCUCCAUGUGAACAUGGGGACUACCCUUCACAGAGUUACUACCAUUUCAGUGGCUCGCUGCACACUCACUCUUCUUAAAACCAUGCUGACGGAGCUCCUGAGAGGUGGAUCCUUUGAGUUUAAGGACAUGCGUGUUCCUUCAGCACUUGUUACUUUACACAUGCUCCUGUGCUCUAUCCCUCUCUCAGGUCGUUUGGAUAGUGAUGAGCAGAAAAUUCAGAAUGAUAUCAUUGAUAUCUUACUGACUUUUACACAAGGAGUUAAUGAAAAGCUCACAAUCUCUGAAGAGACCCUGGCCAAUAAUACUUGGUCUUUAAUGUUAAAGGAAGUGCUCUCUUCCAUCUUGAAGGUUCCGGAAGGUUUCUUCUCUGGACUCAUUCUCCUCUCAGAGCUGCUGCCUCUUCCCUUGCCCAUGCAGACCACGCAGGUUAUUGAGCCACAUGAUAUAUCAGUGGCACUCAACACCCGAAAAUUGUGGAGCAUGCACCUUCAUGUUCAAGCAAAGUUGCUCCAAGAAAUAGUUCGUUCUUUCUCUGGCACAGCCUGCCAGCCCAUUCAACAUAUGUUGCGGCGUGUUUGUGUUCAGUUGUGUGACCUUGCAUCUCCAACUGCCCUUCUGAUCAUGAGAACUGUGUUGGACUUGAUUGUAGAAGACUUGCAAAGCACUUCAGAAGAUAAAGAAAAGCAGUACACUAGCCAGACCACCAGGUUGCUUGCUCUCCUCGAUGCUCUGGCUUCACACAAAGCUUGUAAAUUAGCUAUUUUACAUCUAAUUAACGGAACUAUUAAAGGCGAUGAAAGAUACGCAGAGAUAUUCCAGGAUCUUUUAGCUUUGGUACGGUCUCCUGGGGACAGUGUUAUUCGACAGCAGUGUGUGGAAUAUGUCACGUCCAUUUUGCAGUCUCUCUGUGACCAGGACAUCGCACUUAUUUUGCCAAGCCCUUCUGAAGGCCCUGUCUCUGAGCUUGAACAGCUCUCGAAUUCCCUACCAAGUAAAGAGUUGAUGACUGCAAUUUGUGACUGUCUGCUGGUGACUCUAGCUAAUUCCGAAAGCAGUUACAACUGUCUCCUGACAUGUGUUCGAACAAUGAUGUUUCUUGCAGAGCAUGAUUAUGGAUUGUUUCACUUAAAAAGCUCUCUGAGGAAAAACAGUGGUGCACUGCAUGCUUUGCUGAAGCGAGUGGUCAGCACGUUCAGUAAGGACACAGGCGAGCUUGCAUCCUCGUUUCUGGAAUUCAUGAGACAGAUCCUCAACUCUGAUGCAAUGGGCUGUUGUGGAGAUGAUAGUGGUCUCAUGGAGGUGGAGGGUGCUCACCCGCCCCGGACGAUGAGUAUUAAUGCCGCAGAAUUAAAACAGCUUCUACAGAGCAAAGAAGACAGUCCAGAGAGCUUGUUCCUUGAACUAGAGAAGCUUGUUUUGGAACAUUCAAAAGAUGAUGACAAUCUGGAUUCUUUGUUGGAUAAUGUAGUUGGACUGAAGCAGAUGCUGGAGUCGUCAGGUGAUCCUUUGCCUCUCAGUGACCAGGAUGUAGAGCCAGUACUUUCAGCUCCAGAGUCCCUGCAGAAUCUGUUCAACAACAGGACUGCAUAUGUGCUAGCUGAUGUCAUGGAUGAUCAGUUGAAAUCUAUGUGGUUUACUCCAUUUCAGGCUGAAGAGAUGGAUACAGACCUCGAUUUGGUAAAGGUUGACUUGAUUGAGCUCUCUGAAAAGUGCUGUAGUGACUUUGAUUUGCACUCAGAAUUAGAGCGCUCCUUUUUGUCAGAACCGUCAUCUCCAGGAAGAACUAAGACUACCAAGGGAUUUAAACUUGGGAAGCAUAAGCACGAGACUUUCAUAACUUCAAGUGGGAAAUCUGAAUACAUUGAACCUGCCAAGCGAGCUCAUGUUGUGCCACCACCAAGAGGCCGGGGCCGGGGCGGCUUUGGACAGGGCAUACGGCCCCAUGACAUUUUCCGCCAGAGGAAACAGAACACGAGCAGGCCACCCUCUAUGCAUGUGGAUGACUUUGUAGCAGCUGAAAGUAAAGAAGUGGUCCCUCAAGAUGGAAUACCUCAGCCGAAACGGCCGCUCAAAGUGUCCCAGAAGAUCUCCUCUCGGGGUGGCUUUUCAGGCAAUCGAGGAGGGCGGGGCGCUUUUCACAGUCAGAACAGGUUUUUCACACCGCCUGCUUCCAAAGGGAACUACAGCCGUCGGGAAGGAACCAGAGGCUCUAGCUGGAGUGCUCAGAACACUCCUCGAGGAAAUUACAAUGAAAGCCGUGGCGGCCAGAGCAAUUUUAACCGGGGUCCUCUUCCACCAUUAAGGCCACUUAGUUCCACAGGCUACCGUCCGAGUCCCCGGGACCGUGCUUCUAGAGGCCGUGGGGGGCUCGGGCCUUCCUGGGCUGGCACCAAUAGCGGCAGUGGAGGCUCAAGAGGAAAGUUUGUUAGUGGAGGCAGUGGGAGAGGUCGUCACGUGCGCUCUUUUACUCGAUAGACAUGGGAGCACCCCAAGUGAAUGGACAUUUCAUGAGGACAAAAAAAAAAGACAUUGGAGGACCAAUUUAGACUUAGCAGUUCUAUCUGGAGACAUCCGAGAGAGUAUUUUUAUCUGAAGAAAGCAGAUUUUGUUUGAUACUUAACGAGAUUUCAAUAAAAAUCCAAACUUUGUAUGUAUGUUUGUAUAUAUUUUUCCCAUUUUUAUAUGGUAUUUAUUUAGAAAAUUUCUAGGUAGAAAGAGAAAAAACUAAAUGACUUGUUUUGUAUUUUUCUUGCUUAUACAACGGAUAUUCCCAAGCUUUCUUAGCCUGUGACACCCUGUCGUGUUUCAGUCAUUUCUCAGUGUCCCCAGCCAGAAGCAAUCAUCAGGUCCAAAUAACCGAGGACUUGGCACCGUCGUCACCACUGAUUCUGGACGCUGCUCGAUGCCUCACCCUGGAACAGCAGCCAUUCCUGGCCAGGUUUCUCGAGCAGUGCUGCUUAUCAAACUGCUGACCGUUGUUACAAAGGUGUGCUGUCGUGGGAAGUCACGCAAUGUCCUGCAGUACUGAAAAUGUGAACUACCUCAGAUCAGUAGUUUGUGUGGUGUCCGGCAGAGGUGCUGUUGUCACCCGAGAAGUGGAAACACUGUGGCGCUCGUGCUUUAACAAGGUGCCCACCACCAGUUGAGGAAUCACAGCUGUCCAGAAGAAGAAAAACACUUCUUCAGCUUUGGACCUACUGUUGCUGUGUUAUUAUAUAGCUAUUUAAAGCUUAAGAUUGGGCGUAUCCUACUAUGGUUAUUUUGGGAAUCAGAAGCAUCUACUUUCUAUUCAGAAAUAAAACUUUUAACUUUGACAAAGGA